This is a messenger RNA of Cuscuta epithymum, 900 nucleotides long. The record is from the annotation of a GenBank genome assembly. NCBI's taxonomy places the organism in Eukaryota, Viridiplantae, Streptophyta, Magnoliopsida, Solanales, Convolvulaceae.
CCACUACUAAUUCAAUAGGUAUUCCACUACUACCACUGAAGAUGAAUGAUGGCCCGCCUUGCUACAUUAAGGUUGUCGCAAUAGUGUUUGUAAUUUUAAUGGCUAUUGUACUCAUUUUCGCUUCCAUACAUGAUUACCAACACCCCGAUCCAAAAGCUCCGGCCUACUCCGUAGUGGACGUGCCCUUUGCAACCAUUAAUGGCAGCAGCCGUUUCACCAUCGGCGGUAACGUGACCUUCAUCCUCAACACCCGCAACCGAAACAAAAGAAAAUACACCAAUGACUACGGCACCUCCCAAGCAUCACUCUACUUUGGCGCCGCCGCGCAGGAGCUGGUUGCAAACGCCACAUUUGCGGCGUUUUUGCAGCCUCCGGGUGCCUCGAAUAACCUCACCCUCACCUUUCUUGCACCGGACGUGGCCCGUGGCGACGGCGGCUCCACGGUUGUCUUAAGGAUCACAGCUUCUCUUCGGUAUGAUGGUUACAAAACCAAUGAUGGCAAGCUUCAGGUAACUUGCAGCUUGCCCUACGACUCUUCCCAGGUGCAGGCUUUUCAUCUCCCCAACCAGUGUCACGUAGUGUACCAAUCUUGCUAUAUUACUAGAUACGGAGGAGCCCGUAGGUGUGUUUGAGGAUUUGAGGAGAUUAGACAUACUUAUUCUAGAGGCCGGGGUACGUGUAUAAUAAUCGAUCAACGGUGGCCGGAUCGGAACUAUGGAGUUAUACACUAGCUUUCGGAUUUAUUUUAUGUUCUAAUUAUUCUUAUUGUUGAUCUAUUUUGCAUUUAAGGGCAGGGUCGUCUCGACCUAUUUUUGCACUUAUAUUUGGAAUGCUUACAUUUGUCAUAAUUUUAUAAUUCUAUAGGUUGUAUUAAUAAAGUUCUGGGCAACAUAAUAUGGA